Molecule: messenger RNA, 4260 nt
Organism: Staurois parvus
Lineage: Eukaryota; Metazoa; Chordata; Amphibia; Anura; Ranidae
Source: the annotation of a GenBank genome assembly
CAGAUUGCAUUAAAUGGUACCCCUUUCUCAGAUGGGCCACUCAGUUCGGAUUUCACAGGCGUCCCACAGGCUCCCUUUACAUUUGGCCUCGGCCAGAGGGCUCCAUACACAACUGGAGAACAUUGCCUUCUCUGUAGAAGCGAACGCAAGGACCUUGCACUUUCUGAGUGCAGCACAAAAAAUUCAAGCAAACUAGCACUUUCUACAUCUCCUAAAGCCAAUGCCAAGAUGCACCUUCCCUUGUGGGUGUGCUCAGACUGCCGAAGGACAGUAGAGAGCGAGGAUAUCCAUCCCACACAAGACCAGUCUUUAGUGAGUCAAGAUUUCCUUUUGCACAUGCCCCCGGGGAACAGCGGUUCAAAACAGGAGUCUGUUGGUGGAGGAAGGAUGCUUGUGGGAGCUCAGACAGUUGCACCUACCGUGGCACUUAAUAAUACGGCACCUGGUGAUAUAGCAUGCAGUUGUGAUGCAUGUAACGAGCGCAGGGAAAUUUCAGCAGAGUCUGAAAGGGAAACCCAGCAGCUUCAGAAUUAUUGGUCAGAUGUACGGUACAUGAUUCGCUGCAUAUAUCGCCAGGCUGGGACGCCGCUGGCAGAUGACCAGGACCAGUCACUAGUGCCAGAGAAAGAUGGAAUGAAGGAUUUGGUGGAUAGGUUGUGUGAAAGAGACCCUUAUCAGCUGUAUCAACGGUUGGAGCAGCAAGCCCGCGAAUAUGUCCUGGAAAUGAAAGUCCGUCUACUCAAGCACUUGUCUCUGGGCUUUAAAGUCACUCCCAGUAUCCAGGGGCCUCCCCAAGCCCAUCAGUUUAUUUCCCUUCUUCUAGAAGAGUACAGUUCUCUCUGUCAGGCAGCAUGUACCAUUGGCACCUUUCUGGUCACUUUGGAAAAUGAGCAUUUGAAGAAAUUUCAAGUGACGUGGGAACUACACAACAAACAUCUGUUUGAAAAUUUAGUAUUUUCUGAACCGUUACUCCAAAAUAGUUUACCAACAUUAGUUUCACAGUUAAGGCUUGGAACAGCAUCACAUGACUCGUACAGUGAAGAUAUGUAUAGUACCUUAUUACAAAGGUACCUUCAGCUGGAACAAGAAAUGGGUCAGAUUGCUGAAGAGUGGCUGGAGUGUCAGAAAAGAAUUGAUAAUUAUGUAGAUGAACAGUUAAACAACAAGAAAGCAUUGACUGGCGAGAACAACUUUGCUGAUAAAAUGAGGCAUAUGUUAUCGACCAGAAUGUGCAUGUCUGACUGUCCAAACUGUAAUUACAGGAGAAGGUGUACCUGCGAUGACUGCAGCCUCUCGCACAUCUUAACGUGUGGCAUUAUGGAUACACCUGUGGCAGAAGAAAUCCAUGUAAACCCCUUACCACCACUACAAGUAGACUCCACUCCAGACUACCUGUCAGAAAUCCAUCCUCCCAGCAUAUCGUCUGCUAGUUCAGGGUCCGGGCCCAGCUCUCCCAUCACUAUCCAGCAGCAUCCCAGGCUGAUUCUUGCAAACAAUGGCUCUGCACCCACAUUUGGUAGUGAUGAUGAAGAUGGUACCCCUUUAUCAGCAAAAUUUGCUCAUAUUUAUCCCUUGAACAACUAUGACGACGCAGAAGUAGUAGCCAACAUGAAUGGAAUUCAUAGUGAACUCAAUGGCGGCGGGGAGAACAUGGCGCUUAAAGACGAGUCCCCUUCAGUGAGCAGUACAAGCAGCAGCUCAUCAGAGGCGGAUGACGAGGAGGCAGAUGAGAGAGAGUGGCGGUGAGCAGCCUGAUGUCCCCAAAGAAGAAUUGAAUGUUGGGAAGAGGUCACCUAGGAAGGAUGGUGUAAAAAUGGACAGUCCCCCUCCAUCUUACCUCAGCCCACAGGUAGAUCCAAUACCAAAUUCCUGUGAGUGCCAUGUAUGUAAGCAGGAAGCCUCGGGCCUGUCUCCAUCUGCACUGGUGGCAGGACGUCUCCCAACUGGACAUCAGUUCAUUAAUCCCGAUAAACCAGCACAUCCAGCACUUCACCUUUAUCCCCACAUUCAUGGACAUUUACCCUUGCAUACUAUCCCCCACCUACCCCGACCCCUUAUUCACCCAACGUUGUAUGCAGCCUCUCCGUUUGCACACAGUAAGGCUUUGCCUCCUACACAGAACCACACUAAUAAGCAUCAGGUAUUCAACGCAUCUUUACAAGAUCACAUGUACCCGAGCUGUUUUGGCAAUUCUCCUGAAUGGAGCCGGUCUAAAUUUAUAAGUCUUUGGGGGUCAGAAAUGAUGAAUGAUAAGAACUGGACAACUUCCUUUCUACCUGACCCUCUUGCUGGGGGUGAUAUUUUAGGGCCUGCACUUCCUGAAAUAAGGCCUGAAGCACUUCCUACGGCAUCUAGUAGUGAAACUACACCGGCUCCAGAUAUAAAGGAGAAAAAAAACACUGCCAAGAAGAAAUGUCUUUAUAAUUUUCAAGAUGCCUUUAUAGAAGCAAAUAAAGUUGUCAUGGCAACUUCAUCUGCAACCUCCUCCGUUUCUUGCACAGCCACCACAGUCCAGUCCAGUAGCAACCAGUUCAAAGUAUCAUCCAAAAGGCCUUCUUCAAUAGGUGAUGUAUUUCACAAUAUUAAAGAGGACCAUAGGCAUCCUUCUGCACCGGUUGCGCCAAGAAAUAGUCCAACAAGUUUAACAGCACUUCCUUCCCUUUCUCCUGCAACACACCGUCUGCCUCCUCCACUCCGCACCUUCCCAGUAUAAAUCCCCAACCUUUCCCUAAGACAGCUGCCACUGCACCUGGGUUUGUUGACCCUCAUCUAGGUUUCUGUCCUUCUACUGCUGCUCCUCCAACCUCAACCACAGACAGCACACUCAGUGCCCCGCCUAGUGUCUGCAGUGACCCCGACUGUGAGGGUCAUCGGUGUGAAAACAAUGGUGCGUAUGACCACCAGCAGUAUGACGGCGAGGAGAGCCAGGAUGAGGACAGCUGUUCAGAACAUAGCUCCAGCACGUCCACCUCCACCAAUCAGAAAGAGGGCAAAUACUGCGACUGCUGCUACUGCGAGUUCUUUGGGCAUGGAGGGCCACCAUCAGCACCAACUAGUAGGAACUACACAGAAAUGAGGGAGAAGCUUCGGCUCAGGCUGACCAAGAGGAAAGAGGAGCAGCCCAAAAAGCCCGAUCAAAUCUCAGAAAGGGAAACCGGUGUUGUUGAUCAUCGGAAAGUAGAAGACCUAGUACAGUUCAUUAAUAGCUCUGAGACCAAGCCAGUGAGCAGCUCGCGAGCGGCUAAGCGUGCAAGGCACAAGCAGAGGAAGCUGGAAGAAAAGGCACGGCAGGAAGCUGAAGCCAGAGAACAAGAAGUAGUACAGCUUCUUGAAGAGCAAAGGCAGCGCGAGGAUGAGGAAAGGUUAAAACAGGAAUUUCAGCGACAUCAAGAAUGUCAGGCCCUGAAGAAAAAGAAAAAAGAUCGAUCUAAUAGGGACACUCAUAAGUUAGAUCAGCUGACACCUAUCUGUGUCCCCACUAAAGAACCUAAUAUUGAGGCACUUCCCAAUGGCACUUUGGAGCAGGAUACAAUGUGUGUUCCACUCCCUAUCAGGCAGACUCAAAAAACUGAGCUAGUUCUGUUACCAGAGGCAGUAAAUGAGUUACCAAAUCAUGCUAACGGUAGAGACUCAAAGCCAUGCGCUGCUAAAGAGCUGAAGGCAAAGCAGCAGGAGCAGCUCUCUCUUCUUCUGGAUUUGGUCCAUCACAAGGAAAAUCAUGUCAAACAGAAGCAACCUAAACCACAUGUUCCAAAACUCAGUCCAGAACAGGUGAAGAAAUUGGAUGCACCCAGACUCCCCGAAGUCUCACAAAAACCCAAGACCCAAAACGAAAUCAAAGCCCGAGCGCUGGAUAUUACACCUGUGGUUGAACAGAAGAAGGAAGAGAAAAAGAGCAGCAACGGUAACCACAAGAAGCAGCUGAAUCACAUGAAGGAGGAGAAGCCGGUUGCAGUUAGUGAGUCCACCAUAAUCAGCGAACAGCAGAACAACAAGAUCCAGACCACCGCUGAGUCACCACAGCCCAAGGGCAAGAGCAAAAGGAAUAAGAAGAAGAAAGGAGACAAAGUCAAUAACUCAAUUGAUGAUGUAUUUCUUCCAAAAGACAUUGACCUUGAUAGCGUGGACAUGGAUGAGACUGAAAGAGAAGUAGAAUAUUUUAAAAGGUUCUGCUUAGACUCUGCUCGGCAAACUAGGCAAAGACUGUCAAUCAAUUGGUCCAACUUCAGCCUGAAAAAGACCACCUAUGCUGCACACUGA